This is a messenger RNA of Glossina fuscipes, 6352 nucleotides long. RefSeq names its product platelet binding protein GspB. Gene Ontology annotation, biological process: regulation of transcription by RNA polymerase II. Gene Ontology annotation, molecular function: DNA-binding transcription factor activity, RNA polymerase II-specific; RNA polymerase II cis-regulatory region sequence-specific DNA binding. Lineage: Eukaryota; Metazoa; Arthropoda; Insecta; Diptera; Glossinidae. The coding region runs from base 678 to 5468 and encodes 1596 amino acids. The record is from RefSeq and is a predicted model, not a curated record. The transcript is spliced from 5 exons.
GCUAAAACAUUAAUGGCAUUAGUGUUUUUAUAUAAAUUUAUUUGCAAAAAUUUCUUUUACUACCAUCAAGUGCAACUUUGCAACUCUGUUGUAAUGAAUGUAGAAAAUACGACGAAGAAAAUGCGAAAAAGGAUACGCUACAACGCAGAUAAAAUUUUUCUUUACAAAAAAUGGAAAUUAUCAGUUGAAUUUGCGUAAUUGCUAUUAAAAAAAUUCCUCUUUUAUGCAAUAAAUAUAUGUUGCAUUAGCUUUUAAGUGUUUAAACACAUUGGAACAUGAAGAGAAACAGUUGAAAUAAUUCCAAUAAAAAGGUAACGCAAAAAAGUAGAAAAAAAAAAGAAAAAAAAAAAACAAAUGAAAAGGUAAAAAGAAAAAGUUCAAAAUGUUUUAUUAUCCAGCAAACGUUGUCGCAUUCAUUAUCGCUUUCGCAGUGUCUUAAAACAGAUUAAUAAAUAAAAUUUCGCGAUCAACCAAGAUUUUUGCACCUAGGAUUAAUAGUAUAUAAUAAGUUACCGAGAGUUGAGGGUUGAAACCCUCAGUUCUGGUAGAGGAUAAGUGCUCUUCUUGUUUUCUUAAUUAAGUGUACUGAGAGGAUUGUCAUUUGGAUAUAAGGAUAACGGCGUAGAUUUUUUGCUACCAAAGGGCAUAUUCGUAUACGAUAACCUUAAAGCCGCGAUAUGACAGAUAAAAAUGGGCAAGGAGGGCAGUGGUUGAAAGGAACAGCUGCAAUAUCAGCACAAAAACAAAUCCAAGGAGGCCCAUCUGUGUAUGGGUCUGGCGUAACGUUAAGAUCAUCUCAACCGGCUUCUAAUGCUUUUUAUGGCGGUGCCAGCGUUGGUAGCCACUCAUCCGAUAAUUUGUCAUAUGCAGCUAGAUUUCAAGCCCCUCCAUUAAGUCAUCAUUCAACAGCAUCAACUUCGAAUGCAAUACCUUCCUCAGUCACCUCCAACGUACCUGCACCCAGCGGAUUUGUUCCGCCUCUGUUUACACCAGCUGCUACGCCAACGACAUCAGUACUAACAUCCAAUCCAUAUGCUGCGGCAUCUUUAACAGGUCAAAAUUCCGCUUGUACCACGAGCGUAUAUCAGCAAACAACAUCGCAAUGCCUGGGACCACAAUCAACUCACUUUGGGGUUGAGCAGUUACGACAUUUGAACCCACAACAACAGUACGAACUUAGUAAAUUGAUGGCAGUCUCAUUCGGCAAUAGCCAAUCAAGUACGGUCGUCGACAGUCAUCAUCCUUCAGCUACAUGUAAUACGUCUAAUGUCCCCCACUCAAAUUCAAAUACGAUAUCGCGUCAGUCUCAGCCUGGUGCUGAUCAAACUGUAUCGGGCGUAAUAAGUAGUCAACUUGCUGAACAUGUCAUAAAUACUAUUACUUGUGGUAAUAGUGCUACCAAAUUAGCUACUGCUCCCUCGCAUGGUCGAUUAAUGAGUUUGGGCGUUCAUGUACCUGAUGAUGAUAAACUCAAACGGAUACAAUACGUUGUGGAGACAGGAGUAGGGGAUCAUGCUAAGCAACAAAUUACGCAGAUUUUGGAUCGUAUUUCUGCUUUAAGACCGGUAGAGAAACUUUUACUUUAUUUACGAUUACCUGGCGAAACUCCGGAAACCGAUCCAUUGCGGCAACCGCAAAAUCCUUUAGGCACUCGUUCAGAGAUUAAUCAUACUAUUAAUUGGGUUCGUACACAUUUAGAACAAGAUCCACAAGUCUCUAUCCCGAAACAAGAUGUCUACAAUGAUUACAUAGUCUAUUGUGAGCGUUUGGAUAUAAAGCCUUUGUCCACAGCCGACUUUGGAAAAGUAAUGAAACAGGUCUUCCCGGGAAUAAGGCCGCGUCGUCUGGGUACUCGUGGUCAUUCACGUUACUGUUACGCUGCGAUGCGUAAAACUAGUAAACUACCUGCUCCUCAUUUACCCACAUUUAGUACGACGACAACUACUAUGUCAAACGAUGCGGAUAAUGCAAGUGUUGAUGAUACCGAAGAUCAAGACGAGAGCUGGAAUAUUAUCAAAGAGUGGGCAGAGAAUAUUUUGAACUUUAAAGGAAAUGAUUUAAAAGAUUUAGCCAAUCACAUCAAAGGAAAUACAUCGGCGUCGACAGCUGGUAGUCAAAGUGCGUACACGGGAGCUGUUCGAGGGACUAAUGUUACUCACAAAAAAUAUGCACAACGCGAGCCCAAAGAAAAACGUCUUCUAGUGGAUAUGGGACCUCUCAAGAAAAGACGUAAAAAGAAGCGAAAAGGUUCAUCAUCAUCAGAAUCAAGUUGCAAUCAAUCUGUUGGAAUAGAUCGUGCCGCACAUCAGCAAUUACCGCAAGAGCAAUUGCAAUUGUCACCGUCUAACAGUUUUCAGAGCAAUCAGCAAUCCAAUUUGUCGCCCGCCAUGGACGAUGGGCAAAAAUCAAUGAAAAUGAUCAAAAUUAAACAGGAAGUUUUAGAUACACCCAAUUACACUCCAAUGAUGGCACAUAUGCCACUAAAGUCUUUACAAGAUGAUAAUUGUACACAUCCAGAUGAUCAUUCGUCUUUAGUCCAUAAUCAACAACAACAACAACACCAACAACAACAAAUUUUGCCCAUGAAUUUGGCGUCUGAGAAUCGCGGAGGAUUAGUGAUUGCACCUCUAUCAAGUGCUUUUGAGCAUGUCCGACCAUCUGCUUCGUCUGUGGGUGCAGCGAUAAAGAAUUUGACUCCAAAAAUAAUGGAAUUGUCGUCAGAAGAUCCAAUUGUUAGCCUUGCCCCUGCUAAUAUCACUAUUAAGGAGGAAGUCUUGGUAGAUGAUUAUAACACUGCUAAUAUUUUUUGCAAAAAAGUGCUUAAAGCUCAACAAACCAAAGGCUUUUAUGCCAAUUCGCCAAAGUCUUCUACUUCUACGUCAUUGCCUAUCAUAACAACAAGUGCAUCAACUCCGCCCCCGGUGCCAGCGAGCGUUAUUGCAACAACUAAUAACAGUCUUGAGCAGGGCGUGAUUACUGCUGCUAGCAAUUUUUGUAUGGGACCACCAACUCUACAAAUGGCACCUUCUAUCAGUCCAUCUAAUCAAUCAUUGCAUGAAGACACGCAUAACAUCACCCAACCGAAAGUUUUGUCGCGCAAUUUGCAGCAAUUACGUGCCAAAAAAUUUAUAAUGGCUACAACUGCUAAUGCGUCAACUUGCGAUGCACCCGAUUUAAGUGCAGUGAAGGGUGCAGAACUACCUGAGAGUUUAGGUCUACCUAGGGAGCGUGUCAUAAGCAUUUGCAAUAUGGAUAAACAUGAACUCGACGACUAUUUCUUACCUGUAGAGGAAGAAAAUUCUGAAGAUCAAGAAACUGAACUGCUUCAAUAUUUUCAGAUGGGAGACGCUGAGGAAAAAUUAGAUAAAAAUUCUUCCUCUGAUGCUAUGCGAAACAACAUUAACAAUCCAACAGUCACAGAUUCAUCGUCACCACUGACGACAACGCAAUCUACAUCUACAUCAAUUACAAUAGCGGCAGCGGCAACGACGACCGCAACUACAACUGUUGUAAAUAAAUUGACAAUGCAAACGGUAAGUCAUAUCACCAUACAUCCAACAUCAUUAAUUUCGCCGGUGUUGAUGGAAAAUGGUAAUAAAAUCAUACAUACUUCGCUCAUGAAAGCGGUUGCCAAAAAUCCGAAUGCAAUUGAUGAGUCAAAAACAGUUGUUGCUUCGUCCUUGUUAACGCCAUCAGCUGUUGGAUUUGCCUCAGCGUCUCUGACACAAUUGUCACAAAAGCAUCAUCAUCAUCAUCAUCAUCAUCAUCAACAACAACAACAACAAAAACAGCAGCAGCAGAAAAUAGAGUUGCCACAGCAGAAUGAAAAGCAUACAAUUAAAAGGAAAAUAAAUUUAAACACAUCUACUACGCCAGAUAUUGCUGCGGCUCGUAAAAACUAUAGUUUCCUACCGAUAUCGCCGAAUAUAAAUUCGACAUCUUCCAGUAAUACUUCUGGCAAUAACGCAGGAUUUUUUGCAAGUCCCAGCAUGUCGCGUUUAUUAACCAAACAGCAAUCUUUGGAUUGUGAUUCAAGUGAUCCUAUGAUAGGAUCAGGACGACGUAGACGUAGUUACUUUAAUGUUACUUCAGCCUCUGCACCACCUAGUCCAUCGGUGCUUAAACAACAAAAAGAACAGCAAUUCUUUGGCAUGCAAAAUUCAUUUCUCACUGAUCAGUGGUUGGGACCUGGUUUACCGGAAAAUGCUCAUGUCGCUUACAAUGGCAAUUCAUUAGAAACGGGUAACACGGCAGUGCCAGCUGGUAUGCUUUCCGAUCAAAACUCCUUAGAUUUGGAUCUCUUUGGUGAGGCGACAGCUACCACAGUUCCCUCGACUGUUAAUAAUGUUAUCUACAAUAACAGAAAUAAUGUGGACGCCAUUCUUAAUAACAGUACAGCCGCAAUGGGCGGCGACGGUAACGAUGGCUUCAUCUCACUUAACGAAGUUACACAGCGUUCGCAAUCGGUACCGCUGUCACAAUUGCAACGUAGCCAUUCUCCCAGUUUUAAUCGUAGCUUUCAUGCAAGCACAGUCAAUGCUUCAACCACAUAUUCAGCUUGCGCUUCUUUGGUUCAAACCCCCGUGCCAACCGACUUUGGUGACUCAACGACAAUGCUGUCAGAAAAUAGUUGCAGUCAGCAAAGUGCUACUAUCAAAUUAGAAGAGGUAGCGGGGGUGGUUGCCUCAGAUUCGACAGCAAUACUUGACGAUGUAGACGUCAGUGAAAUAUUGUCUUCACCAGAUUUUGUUACGAAAUUUUCGAGUAUAGCGCAGUCUGGGACAGCAAUAACAACUUGUUCCUCGGCCGGAUCAUCAUCAGGUUAUAGCAGUGCUGGCCACUUUAACUCGUCAUUAAGCAGCUAUGGCGGCGGUGGUACGUCUUCGACAGCGGCGUCACGUUCAGUACCUUCUACACCCCUGCCGCAUCAAAAUCAACAAAAUAGUUUUAGUAGUGGACGUCGUUUCGGAUACGCCCAUUCAAUUAGUAAAGGUUCAGAAAAUAGAUUUGGCAAUGCGACCAAAGGGAUUGGAUAUAAUGCGAGCAUAGUAGGAUCCUCACUUUUAUCACGUUCCGCAUGUGACAUAUCAAAGUCGAUGCCGUCAACACCUAUUACUACUACCCCAAGUAGUAGCAGUUUUCGUUAUAGCCCGUCAGAGAUAACACGCGAUUUUCUUAUCAAUGGCAACACAAUCGACGAUAGUAUAACCUCAUCUUUUAACGGAGUAGACAAUGAAAAUCUUAUGGGGUCAGAUGUGGUCGGGGUAAAUGCGCCCCUGACCAGCGAUUCUUUAUUAUCAGUAGAUAACGAUUUGGUAAAUGGUAGUACAAAAAUUGUCGGUUGUCUGAACAAUGCUCCUGAUUUUACAACGGCACAAACCGAUGCAAAUCAUCUCAAUAUAACGGGGGGUGGUGUGGGUGAGUCUUCAUCAAUUAUGUUGAGUUCGGAUUUAUUAGAUAAUUUAUAGAAUUUUACGGAAGAGCAAAUAAAAGGAUCAUGUAAACGCCAGAAAACGCUGCAAACCCUACACGAUGACAGUAUCGAUGGUGGCGUUGUAAGUUUGCUGUUAGCAGAAGUUGGCAAAUUGUAAUUCAUUUCAAUUACAAGCUGAUAACGAUCUAUAUUCAUUGAAACAAGUCGAGCAUAUUUAUCAAUCUAUGGUUUCAGAGAAGUGAAUUGAAUUUUUUAAAUAGAAAGUUGAUCGGACGCACAGAAGAUUAAGCGACACAACUGAUGAACAGAUGAAACUGAAAGAUGCGUUUCCAGAUAAUACUUUGCUUUCUGUUAUUUAGAUACUUAGGUAAUAAUAUUGAAAUAGAACUGAUCAAAAUUGAAUGAAAAAUUCACUCGGUGACAUCUCUCUCUCUCUCUUUCUCUCUUUCUCUUGCUCUCUUUCUUGAAUUGAUACGGCUAAUGAUCAGGCUCUUCGCAUGAGAGUGCCCGGAAUUGUUUGCUGAUUAAACUUCGUCAGCUUAGUUAGCAAGCAAUCUAAGCAAGCUUGCUUUCUCUGCCCUAACGUUUAUUGAUUUUUCAAUCAAUGUUUUCUCGUCCUCCUGCUUUUUUGAAUACAUUUCUCAGAUCCUAAGAAUAAUUGCUGUUACCAUUUCAACUUAAAUGCAUGGUGUGCAUGGUUUACAUGACUUUGUUGUUGUGUCUGAAACAGACUUCAUUUUAGAAUGCGUACAAGUAUUAUACGAAAUACAAUGGGAAGCAAUGUAGUGAAGAGAUCAGCAGCAACAACGCACUAUUCAAAUGAAAUUAUUUACUAUGAUCGUUUUAAUUGCUCUUCACUGUAUUAGAAUUAUAAAAAGAUAAAUGCGUGAUGUUUUUUUUUUUUUUUUUUUUUUUUUU